This is a messenger RNA of Caenorhabditis briggsae, 534 nucleotides long. The record is from RefSeq and is a predicted model, not a curated record. NCBI's taxonomy places the organism in Eukaryota, Metazoa, Nematoda, Chromadorea, Rhabditida, Rhabditidae. The transcript is spliced from 4 exons. The coding region runs from base 1 to 534 and encodes 177 amino acids.
AUGGGUGAGGAGAAGAAGGGUAAAUUUACUUCGAAAGUGCCAGAGCCUCCCAUAGAAUUGACGGUGUGCUCAUUAAACAAUCCAUCGUCGAAUGAAGUGACAACGUCUUCUGCAAAAGCAGAAAAUACUCACCUUGCUGACAAUUCUGCAGAGACGUCUUCAACGGAUACUGGAACUAUUUCUAGAAUGGAUAACGGCGGAUCGAAAGUUCCUGUAUUAGCUGUCGGAACGUACCACCGGAAGGAGGCUGCUCCAAUUCUGGCUGCCGCUGCGAGACUUGAUCUUUCCGCCACCCCAACAACGUCUUCAACGCAACCAAUUUCUACAUUAACCAAAGACAAAAAUAAAGUAGUUUUUGCUAUCCUUGCCGCCUGUCUGGUAGUUGUAGUAGUACAAGUUGUAUGCCGUUGUACAUCGGUAUCCAAUUACGAACGAAUCAUCGCUGUCGGCACUGAAGUAGCCGACGACGCCAUCGUUAUCGGCGUCGUUCAAAAGCUACCUUUCGGAUUGGUUCUCGAUGCCGCUGUCCUCUAG